CAGCCCCCUCCGCCCACCUACCGCAGUCCCGCCAUCUUCGCGGAUCUCGCCCUUCUCCUCUACCCUUUAAUACCAGACUUUGCGCCCAAAAUACCCGGGGCCUGUCUGCUUCUCGCUCCGCUACGCGUCUGACGAACCACUUCACCCCCGAGACACCUCACUUUCGCCGCACCUGACACCGUGCCCGUCUUCUAUGGCUACCCAGCAAGCACCUACGCAGCAACGUCCUUACAACUCUCCCUACAUGGCGAACGGUGGCCCAGCUCCCGGUCCGGUGCCCGGCGCCCAACCGCUUCUCCCCAACCAGGGUCGCGUCAUUCAGAACGCGAACUCGAGGAUUCUCUGCAUUGCUGAUGUGAGAGGUAACCUGAGGUCGUUGAACGAUCUGGCGAAGCAAGCGAGGGCGGACGCGAUCAUUCACACUGGCGACUUUGGUUUCUACGAUGACCGUUCCCUCGACCGUAUCGCCGAGAAAACCCUCCGCCAUGUUGCGCAGUACUCUCCCCUCCUCGCUCCCGCCGUCAAGAACUCAAUCGCACAAGCGCCUCCGCAACCGCCUUUGAGGGAACGCUACGUACGCGAAGGCCUGAAGCUCUCGGAGCUUCCUGACUUCCUCAACGGCACCUAUUCUCUCGAGGUCCCGGUUUACACCGUCUGGGGAGCAUGCGAGGAUGUUCAGGUUUUGGAGAAGCUUCGUUCCGGCGAGUACAAGAUCAACAACCUCCACAUCAUUGAUGAGGCACACUCGCGUCUGGUUGAAGCUGGUGGCAUCAAGCUUCGCCUGCUUGGUCUAGGUGGUGCGGUCGUGAUGCACAAGCUAUUCGACAACGGCGAGGGCAGGACUACCAUUGCCGGUGGUCAGGGUACAAUGUGGACGACGCUCUUGCAGAUGGGCGAGUUAGUGGAUACGGCGAACCGUGUCUAUGAUCCUACCGAGACUCGUAUCUUCGUCACCCACGCUUCGCCAGCGCGUGAAGGUCUGCUGAACCAGCUGUCGGUUACUCUCAAGGCCGACUUCUCCAUCUCUGCCGGUUUGCAUUUCCGGUAUGGCAGCUCCUACAAUGAGUUCAGCGUCAACCCCACGUUGGACCACUACCGCGGCAAGCUUGCGGCGUCUCGGGCAUCCUUCAACGAUGUUUGGGAGACCGUCAGGAGCGAGGUGGAGCCUGCUGUUUCAGAGAACACUAGCCAACAGAUGCUUUUGAAGCUGGCUCUGGACAUUGUGGAGAAGAUGCCGACCAUCGCUAACGGCGGCAAUCCCUUCGGUGGUCACGUUGGUCCGGCGACCGGCCAGAUCGAUGAGAGCGCCUUCAAGAACAUGUGGAACUUCAACCUGGCUGACGCUGCUUACGGAUGGCUUGUUCUAGACAUUGACCAAGGCAGAAUCGGUACGGAGAUGCGUGCUCAAGGCUUCAACUUUGCGCACCGUGGCGGAAAGGCACCCCCGCCUCAACAGGGCCAGGCCGCUCCCGCCGGCCCUGCAGGAGCGGCUCCUGUUCAACCUCCCGCUGGCGCUCAAGCUCAGCAGGCCCGCCCUGCUGGCCAGGCCCCCACCCCUGCCCAGACCCAGCAAAAGCCUGCCACCCCCGCUCCGGUCACUCCUCAGGUUCCAAUCAAGCCAGCUACGCCCAAGCCUGCUUCGACUCCCAGCAACGCGGCUCCAACUCCUUCUACGUCUAACGCGGCUCCAAGCGAGGCAAAGCCCAAUGGCACGACCACCCAGGAGAAGCCUGCUGACGCUGCCCCGAAGACCGAAUCCUCCAACGCCAGGCCGCCCAUCCAUGGUUUGUUCAUCACUAAUGCGCAGUCAGAGGACGACGCAAGGGCCUUGUUCCCCGAGGAAGUCAAGGCAAAGAUCCAGCGCAUCGACAAGGGCAAGGGCGCUCCGGCCGCUGGCAUGACUGCCCACUUCGACCCCUCCGAGGACCUGCAGGAGAUCCUGAACAAGAUGGAUCCCGACGUCACUAGCGGCAAGCCUGGAAAGCCCUUCGUCAGGCCGUUCAAGCCCCGCACGCAACUGGAGUGGGGCAGUCGCCGCGGCGGUGGACAAGGCAGCGGUUACCGCAGCGGUGGCGCCAGCGACAGCGAAGGAGGACGCGGUGGCCGUGGAGGUUACCGCGGAGGCCGUGGCGGCAGAGGUGGUGAGAGGGGCCGUGGUCGCGGCAGAGGUGGUUUCAAGGACGGAGCCAGCCCCGCUCCCGCCGGCGGUGAUUCUUAGACGAAGCAAAGCACCAAGGAGAACUCGCCCAGGUUCUCACCGGAGGAUUCCUUGAGUCCGUUGUCUGUCUUUGUUUCAUCCAUAUCCAGCUUUUCCUGACGUGGCUAUGAAGAGGAUGCGUUUGCUUGCUUUUUUCGACGUAGCGAGAUACGAGUACGGCGAAUGGUCUUUUCCGGUUGGAUCAGGCCGUCUGCUUCGAGCUUUCUAUGGCUUUUUUAUUUUCUUUCCGCCGAAGAUGUCGGUAAUCCCCACGGUUGAGCUGUAGAGGAGGGAGGGGAAAGCGAGCGGCGAUCAGCGAUUGUGUAUUCCGGGAGGAGAGAGAAGGAGAAUAUUCCCCUGUACUCUAGCGGAAGUAGUAAGGAGAAAAAAAAGUCGUGCUAUCUAAUGUCGAGUCCUUUG
Messenger RNA from Aplosporella prunicola CBS 121167, 2617 nucleotides. RefSeq lists its product as uncharacterized. NCBI's taxonomy places the organism in Eukaryota, Fungi, Ascomycota, Dothideomycetes, Botryosphaeriales, Aplosporellaceae. The transcript is spliced from 4 exons. The coding region runs from base 194 to 2218 and encodes 674 amino acids. The record is from RefSeq and is a predicted model, not a curated record.